Molecule: messenger RNA, 1992 nt
Organism: Meyerozyma guilliermondii ATCC 6260
Lineage: Eukaryota; Fungi; Ascomycota; Pichiomycetes; Serinales; Debaryomycetaceae
Gene: FET33
Product: putative oxidoreductase
Exons: 1
Coding region: 1-1992 (663 amino acids)
Biological process (GO): reductive iron assimilation; cellular response to iron ion starvation
Cellular component (GO): high-affinity iron permease complex
Molecular function (GO): ferroxidase activity; copper ion binding
Source: RefSeq, a predicted model, not a curated record
AUGCCGAAUCGGGCAUUAAUGGUUAGGUACAGGAAUAUCUCAAUAAUCAAAAUCAAGAUCCAAGUUCAAGAUCCAAGAAAAAGAAUUCCAAACAAAAAAAAGAUGCAAGUUUUGUUGCUAAUAGCGUUUCUUGUGUCGGUGGUGACGGCCAAGACGCAUGUGUAUAACUUCAAUAUUACGUAUGUCACCAAAAAUCCCGACGGCUUGCAUGAAAGACGAGUGAUAGGAAUCAAUAACGAAUGGCCUAUUCCCACCAUAAGAGUGAAGCCUCAUGAUAGAGUGGUUAUAAACGUGGACAACCAGCUCGACCGCAACACGUCACUUCAUUUCCAUGGUCUUUUUCAAGAAAAGCAAAAUUUUAUGGAUGGAGCAGAACAAGUGACCCAAUGUCCUAUUCCUCCUGGUCACAAGUUUGUCUAUAAUUUUACCAUUGGAGACCAGUCCGGUACUUACUGGUACCAUUCCCACUCGGGAGCACAAUAUAGUGACGGACUUCGAGGAUUUUUCAUCAUUGAAGAUGAUACUCUUCCUUCUCACGAUGAAGAAGUGAGUAUUUCUGUCAGCGAUUGGUACCAUAAUGAAGCUUCUGUGAUAAUGGGCAAGUUUUUGAACAAGUACAAUCCAACUGGAGCCGAACCAAUACCCCAGAAUGCUCUUGUGAACGAUACCAAGAACAUGACAUGGACGGUUCAGCCAGACAAAACCUACCUUGUCAGAUUUGUCAAUAUGGGAAUGUUUGUGUCCCAGUAUAUUUACUUGGAGGGACACAAGAUGACUAUAGUUGAGGUGGAUGGUGUUCGUGUUAAACCACAGGAAGUGGACUCGUUGUAUAUCACUGUGGCCCAGCGGUAUACUGUCCUUCUUCAUACUAAAGAUACCAAAGAAAACUUUCGUUUUGUGAACAUUAUUGACCAGGAAAUGCUCGAUGUACUUCCAGAAGACUUAGAAGUCAUAUCUACAAACUACUUGGUUUACGAUAAAUCUUCCAAGCUUCCUGAAAGAUUGACAAAUGGUCCAGAUAAAUUUGAAGCAGCCAUUGGCAAAUUGAACCCUUUUGAUGAUUUUUACUUGAAACCUCUCAGCAAGACACCCCUCUUGGACGACUACGACUACCAGAUCGAGCUCAAUUUUACUAUGAAUAACCUUGGCGAUGGAGUCAACUAUGCAUUUUUCAACAAUAUCACCUAUGUGUUGCCCAAAGUACCCACAUUGAUGUCGGUAUUAUCCGCUGGGAAAUUUGCCAAUAAUGCCGGAAUUUAUGGCUCAAACACUCAUACGUACGUUCUUCAAAAAGACGAAGUUGUGGAGAUCGUAUUGAACAAUAUGGAUCCAGGCAAGCACCCAUUCCAUUUACACGGACACAUUUUCCAGUUAAUUUCCAGGUCUCCUGAAGGUGAAGACGACGAUAAUCCACUAGUUUACGACGAGACAAACCCAGAACACAACAACUUUCCAAACCAUCCUAUGAUGCGUGAUACCGUCAUGGUCAAUCCCAAUGGUUUUAUAGUUCUUCGAUUCAAAGCCGACAACCCUGGUGUGUGGUUUUUCCACUGCCAUGUCGACUGGCACUUGGAGCAGGGCUUGGCUAUUACGUUGGUGGAGUCUCCAAUGGAUAUUCUUGCUCAGAAUCUGUCAAUUCCUCAAUCGCACUGGGAUGCUUGCAAGCUUCUGAACACUAUAAGCUACGGCAAUGCUGCAGGAAACUUUGGUCCUGACGAGUCCGAUUGGCUCAAUCUUUCCGGAGAGCUAGUGCAGGCCAAACCGCUUCCCGAGGGCUUCACCACCAAAGGUUAUGUUGCAUUUUUCAUUUGCACAAUUUUGGCUCUUUUUGGAGUGUACUCCAUCUACCGGUACGGCAUUGAAGAUGUCGAUACCAAAGAAAAUGAAGAAACUAUGAGAAAGCUCUAUGCCAUUCUCAGUGCUCACCAGGACAGCGACCAGUACAGUCUUGCUACCAGAGAGGGCGAAACCGAACCAUUGCAAGGGCAUUGA